Plasmodium gonderi is the source of this 579-nucleotide messenger RNA. Its product is annotated as variable surface protein. The record is from RefSeq and is a predicted model, not a curated record. Bases 1 to 579 code for a protein of 192 amino acids. The transcript is spliced from 3 exons. Lineage: Eukaryota; Apicomplexa; Aconoidasida; Haemosporida; Plasmodiidae.
AUGGAAAACAAGGAUAAUAACAGCAUUGAUAUACCUCCAAAGGAGUUUACAAAGGAAUUGCUUAAGCAUGUUAAUAUAAGGGACUUAGUAAAUAAAAUUAAAACCCCUUCAAUUGAUAUCUCUGCAACUGAAUACUGGGUUAAUGGAUUUAAUAGCAGUGUUAUUUCUAGUUAUAAUAUAUUAAAAAAUAAAUAUAAUGAUUGGAUUUUCAAAGAACAACGUUGCAAUGCUAUGAACUAUUAUCUAAAUUUGAUAACUUCCGCUAUUUAUGCAUCAAAUAUAUCAAAUACUAUUAGAGAUGAAACAAUAAGUUCUGAACUUUAUAGUAACUGGCAAAAAAGGUAUUAUUGUGAUAAUUGUGAUUGCUAUAGAGAAGAAACCAAAUAUUCUACUCAUAUAAAUCUUGUAUUAGCAAAGUUGAAAGAUAAUAGUUAUGAUCAUGACAUAGUACAGAAUCUCGAAGCAUGCAUAUCACCUAACAUUGCUCCAGUUAAAUUAUUUCUUAUUGUAGGACUUAUUAUUUUGGGAAUUAUUGUUAAAAGUGUAAUGCUAUACAAAGUAAAAGAAAUUAAUUCGUAA